GGCUUCAAGGGCCGAAAUGGGCACAUCGGCCAGGCUGGUCCUGACGCCAAGCAGUACUUCAUCGAGGGCCCGAAAGGCGAGAAAGGCUUCAAAGGCGAACGUGGUCGUGACGGGAUCAAAUGCAACCUGGACACCACUUCACAAAUUGUACCGGCCGGCGAGCCGGGACAGCGGGUGAGUCUCAUCUGCCUCGUAUUGGCCCAAAUGGCCGGUGCUAAACGGGGAGGACAAUUGAGCCACUUCACAGCCUCUCACGGCCAAUAG
This is a messenger RNA of Protopolystoma xenopodis, 264 nucleotides long. The record is from the annotation of a GenBank genome assembly. NCBI's taxonomy places the organism in Eukaryota, Metazoa, Platyhelminthes, Monogenea, Polystomatidea, Polystomatidae.